Molecule: messenger RNA, 1652 nt
Organism: Hippopotamus amphibius kiboko
Lineage: Eukaryota; Metazoa; Chordata; Mammalia; Artiodactyla; Hippopotamidae
Gene: RWDD2A
Product: RWD domain containing 2A
Exons: 3
Coding region: 540-1418 (292 amino acids)
Molecular function (GO): protein binding
Source: RefSeq, a predicted model, not a curated record
CUGUGGAACUCCCAACGCUCUCGGAUCCGCGUUGAGAGAGGGCAGGGGGCUGUUUCCUUUGAAUGACCAGAAAGGGUGAGGCCCCCGCGGUGGCCCGGGGGUUGGGGCCGAGGGUCGCGGGCCCUCAGAGCACUGCGCCCGGCAGAUACGCAGCCCCUGACUCCAAAUUCGGGUCUCAGAGGGUGGCAGGCCCCGCGUUCCUGGGAAGCCGGGGCUCCAAGUGGUCCUGGAUGGGGGGGUCCCGGCCCCAGUGAUGCGCCACCCGGCUUCCCGCAUCCGCCUCUCGAUUCUCGAGCUUCAUCUCCCAAAUGUUUGAUGCUGGGACGUCUUCUCGUGCCGCCAUCCACUUCUCCAUUCCCCAGCCCCAGCUCGCACAAAACGUCUUAUUUAUUUACCUCUCUUGAUGCGUAACAGUGCUCCUGCAAAGCUGCUUCCACGGAAAGGAAGCUGCGGGAAAUUUCCCCGGACAUCAACGACGCUGACAAAUCCAGCGUCCCCAGGCCUUUCCAGUUUUCCUGACAGGCUGAUUUCGAGUCAACAUGUCGGCUUCAAAGAAGGAAUGCCUUCAGCUUCAGCUGUUAGAGAUGGAAAUGCUGUUUUCUAUGUUUCCUAACCAAGGAGAGGUAAAACUUGAAGAUAUCAAUGCCCUGACGAAUAUAAAGAGAUAUCUGGAAGGCACAAGGGAGGCACUGCCACCAAAAGUCGAAUUUGUGAUUACACUCCAGAUCGAGGAGCCCGAGGUGAAAAUUGACUUGCAAGUAACCAUGCCUCACAGCUACCCCUAUGCAGCACUGCAGCUGUUUGGACGGUCAUCCGAACUGGACAGACAACAGCAGCUGCUUCUCAACAAAGGUCUCACUUCUUACAUAGGGACUUUUGAUCCAGGUGAGCUCUGUGUGUGUGCGGCCAUCCAGUGGUUACAGGACAACAGUGCCUCCUACUUCCUGAACAGAAAGCUCACGUAUGAACCAUCCACACAAGCAAAGCCAGUCAAGAACACAUUCCUUCGAAUGUGGAUCUACAGUCACCAUAUAUAUCAGCAGGACCUACGGAAAAAGAUUUUGGAUGUCGGGAAAAGGUUAGAUGUGACAGGAUUUUGCAUGACGGGCAAGCCGGGAAUAAUCUGUGUGGAGGGCUUCAAAGAGCACUGUGAGGAGUUCUGGCACACGAUUAGGUAUCCCAACUGGAAACACAUUUCCUGUAAGCAUGCCGAGAGUAUCGAAACAGAAGGAAAUGGGGAGGACCUGCGCCUUUUCCAUUCUUUUGAAGAGUUACUCCUUGAGGCUCACGGUGACUAUGGCUUAAGGAAUGACUACCACAUGAAUCUGGGCCAGUUCUUAGAAUUUCUCAAAAAACACAAAAGUGAGCAUGUUUUCCAGAUAUUAUUUGGUAUCGAGAGCAAAAGUUCUGACUCCUAGGAAGCUAUUAAGAGGCCCAUGCUUGUAACCUCGCUUGGUAUUUCUGUUAAUAAGACCAAAAUAAAAGGACCAGUGUCCGUUUAGCAUCGUCUGUGGGGAACCUAGCUCCAGCAUUUUUCCCUGAUGAUGAAACACAUAAGCCUUUUCACUUUAUAACAGUGCAAUUGUGAUGUUACCUCUAUGUUCUUGUGUUAAUUGAAAGCUAUUUAAUGGUAAAUUAAUAAAAACCAGUCA